Messenger RNA from Cantharellus anzutake, 3255 nucleotides. RefSeq names its product translation elongation factor 2. The record is from RefSeq and is a predicted model, not a curated record. NCBI's taxonomy places the organism in Eukaryota, Fungi, Basidiomycota, Agaricomycetes, Cantharellales, Hydnaceae. Gene Ontology annotation, cellular component: ribonucleoprotein complex; cytosol. The transcript has 13 exons. Gene Ontology annotation, molecular function: ribosome binding; GTPase activity; GTP binding. Gene Ontology annotation, biological process: cytosolic ribosome assembly. The coding region runs from base 1 to 3255 and encodes 1084 amino acids.
AUGAGUGCUGAAAUUGGAACGCAGAGGUGCAUCACUGUGUUAGGCCACGUCGAUCAUGGAAAAACCACUUUUGUUGACUCCCUCUUGGCUGCCAACAACAUCAUCUCAGCUCGCAUGGCUGGGAAGAUUCGAUAUAUGGACAGUAGGGAGGACGAACAGGAGCGAGGAAUUACUAUGGAGAGCAGCGCUGUGUCUUUAAGAUUCAAAAUGCUGAAGAGGACUGAAUCAGGGGAGGACGCCUCCGCCGAUUAUGUUAUUAAUUUGAUAGAUACUCCUGGUCAUGUUGACUUCUUAAGCGAAGUAUCGUCCGCGUCCCGAUUAUGUGACGGUGCAUUAGUUCUCGUGGAUGUAGUGGAGGGUGUGUGCACACAGACAAUUGCAGUUCUUAAACAAGCAUGGCAUGAACGGUUGCGUCCAAUUCUCGUCCUGAAUAAGCUCGACCGUUUAAUCACAGAGCUCAAACUAUCUCCUUCUGAGGCUUAUCAUCACCUCAUUCUUGUUAUCGAGAAUGUGAAUGCUGUCAUGGGAGACUUUUUCGCGGGAGAACGCAUGGAAGACGACUAUCGCUGGAGGCAAGAGCGUGAGCGGCGUCUUGCGCAGAGGAAGGAAAUGGAUGCCGCUAACAUGGAGGAACAUGCCGGCGAUGAUUCUGCUGAUGGAGGCGUUGCGUUCGAGGAGCGAGAUGACGAGGAUUUGUACUUCGCGCCCGAGCGAGGGAACGUCAUUUUUGCAUCAGCUAUAGACGGCUGGGCUUUCCGGGUUGGGAAAUUCGCUCAAUUAUACGCCAAAAAACUGGGUGUGAAUGAGAGGAAUUUGCGGAAAGCUUUGUGGGGCGAAUUCUACCUGGAUCCCAAGUUCAAACGUGUUGUCACUCACAGGCAGCUCAAGGGCCGCAAUCUGAAACCACUUUUUGUGCAGUUCGUCCUCGAGAACAUUUGGGCUGUCUAUGAGAAUGUGGUUCUGAAUCCAAACCCGGAUAAAGUGGCCAAGAUCGUGACAGCUCUCGAAAUCAAGAUACCUCCUCGUGAUCUUCGCUCCAAAGAUACUCGACACGUCGUGAACCUCAUCUUCUCUCAAUGGCUGUCCUUAUCAACAUGCACCUUCCAGACAGUCGUCGAAAUUUUGCCGUCUCCUUCUGCCGCUCAACGCGCACGUCUUCCCAAAAUGCUGUAUCCCGAUUUACAGGAAACGACCGCAGUUCCGAAAACAAAGCUAGAAGAGGAUCUCUGGGAGUGCCGGAAGGGAGACUCGUCCAAUGUUGUGGCAUACGUUAGCAAGAUGUUUGCUGUCCCCAAAGAUCGCCUCCCGAAAAAGGAGGGAGAUGAAGCCCCGCAACCUCUGAGAAAACAAACCGAUCCUAAGAUCGGGGGGCUGCCUUCUGUGGAAGGAAUCUCUCUCAACGAUUCCCACAUGAAGGUUCCCACGGGUCAGCACGAGAAGGAAAUUUUUCAGGAGGAUGGCAAUAAAGACGACGAUGUAUUGCUUGGCUUUGCUCGAUUAUACUCUGGUACUCUCAGAACUGGGAAACACGUUUAUUGUCUCCUUCCCAAGUUCUCCGCAGAUUCUGGAACCACACCUUCUCAUGCCCGAAAUGGGCCAUUCAUCGCAUGCGUGCGUGUGGAGGCCUUGUAUGAAAUGAUGGGAAGGGACUUGGUGAGAAUCAAUGAAGUGUCGGCUGGAAAUGUGUUUGCUAUCGAAGGCCUCGCUGGCGCUGUCUACCGAAAUGCCACUCUGUGUCGGCCUUCGUCGGUGUCUCUUGAAGGCGGAGAUAGCUUCGUAACACUAGAAAACAUUGACACCCUCAGGGACUGUCUUAUCAAUCUCGCAGGCGUUGGUGGACAAGUCGCCCCAAUCGUUCGGAUCGCCGUCGAGCCCGUCGAGCCAGCGCUUCUGCCUCGUUUGGUAAAAGGACUCAAGUUUCUAAGUCAGUCUGACUCUUGUGUGGAAACAUUCCAGCAGCAGACCGGAGAAUGGGUCAUUCUCGGCGCUGGGGAACUUCAUCUGGAGCGCUGCCUCAGAGAUCUCGAGGAACGGUUUGCGAAAGUGAAGAUUCAGGCAUCCAAGCCAAUCGUUCCAUUCCGCGAGACUAUCGUGAAAGCACCUGAUAUGCGUCCUACGAAAUCACCACUUGGGAUCCGUGGCACUUUUCCAGCAUCAAGUCAUAAAGUAGUCAAUUUCACUAUUCGUGCAGUGCCAAUGCCCGACUCCAUCACUCGAUUCCUCAAGACGAAUGUGUCUUUGUUGAAACGCAUACAACGCGACAUAGGCCGUUCGAACACUCGUCCCGAGAGUGCAGCGCAGUACUCUGGAGACACCCUCGACGCGGAACCCACCGAAGACAUCAGUGAAGGGGAACUUCACCAGAAGUCCUCGGUCAGGUAUGAAGAUUUCUGGGAAGAAUUGGAAAAAAUUAUGGAUGAGGCUGGACCUGAAUGGAAAGGCAUUGCACCCCUAAUAUGGGGAUUUGGACCGAACCGCAUUGGGCCAAAUAUGCUGGUUUGGAGAUGCAAGGUUGGGAGCAAAAUGCUACUGAAGGCUCGGUCUCGUCGUCGUGAAGGCCAGGAUAGCAUCAGCCAUCAGGAUGUUCUGGACACCAAUUUAAUACCUCCGGAGUUUGAGACUAGUCUAGAGACCGGUUUUCGGGUUGCCACCUUCCAAGGACCGAUGUGUGGAGAGCCCCUCGAAGGAGUGGCAUUCUUCCUAGAAUCUUUGGAAUACGAUGCCUCUCAAAUGGAAGGCGAAAACGUGAACGCCAAGAAGGCUCAAAUUAGUGGAUCGCUGGUCUCCCUGUCAAAAGAGACCUGUCGGACGGCUAUGUUAGAUUGGUCACCACGUCUCAUGCUAGCAAUCUAUUCCUGUGACAUCCAAGCAUCUAACGAUGUGCUUGGGAAGGUCUAUAGUGUAAUUGCCAGGAGGCGCGGGCGGAUUGUCUCAGAAGAAAUGAAAGAAGGGACUGCCUUCUUUUCUAUUAGUGCCACCAUUCCUGUGGUCGAGAGUUUCGGAUUUCCUGACGAACUUCGAAAGCGCAGCUCUGGAGCCGCAAGCCCGCAGCUCAUCUUCAGAGGAUACGAGAUCUUUGACCAGGAUCCAUUUUGGGUGCCAACGACCGAAGAAGAGCUGGAAGACCUGGGCGAGAAGGCUGAUCGUGAGAAUGUAGCGAGAGCGUAUAUGGAUACGGUUCGGAAGAGAAAGGGAUUAUUUGUGGAGCAAAAAGGGAUAGCGUCUGCCGAAAAGCAACGCACAUUGAAGCGUUAG